This is a messenger RNA of Aspergillus lentulus, 483 nucleotides long. Its product is annotated as FPP/GGPP synthase family protein. The record is from RefSeq and is a predicted model, not a curated record. NCBI's taxonomy places the organism in Eukaryota, Fungi, Ascomycota, Eurotiomycetes, Eurotiales, Aspergillaceae. Gene Ontology annotation, biological process: trans, trans-farnesyl diphosphate biosynthetic process. Gene Ontology annotation, molecular function: (2E,6E)-farnesyl diphosphate synthase activity; dimethylallyltranstransferase activity. Gene Ontology annotation, cellular component: cytoplasm.
AUGACGGCGGAACAGUACGCCUUCAUUGUCAACAACAAGACCGCUUUCUACAGCUUUUACUUGCCAGUUGCCCUUGGACUGCAUUACAUUCGAGGUGCCAGCGAAGAGAAUCUAGAACGAGCACGGAACAUUCUCCUGCAUGUUGGGGAGUACUUUCAGAUACAAGAUGACUACCUCGAUGUCUUCGGAAAUCCGAAGACAACAGGCAAGAUCGGCACUGAUAUUCAAGAUAAUAAGUGCACUUGGCUUCUCAUCCGAGCGUUUCAUUCAGGUAAUGCCGAUAAACGGCAGAUGUUGCUGGACUCUUAUGGCAAACGCGAUCCGGCUCAUGAAGGCAGAGUUCUACGGCUGUUUGACCAGCUACAAAUCGAGAAGAUGUAUAGAGAAUUUGAAGAGAAGAAGUUGGAGGAGCUAUACAAACAGAUUAAUGACAUGGAUCAGAGAAGCGGACUGGGAAGCAGCAUUUUUUUUAUUCAUUCUUGA